Messenger RNA from Diorhabda sublineata, 549 nucleotides. RefSeq names its product transcription factor Adf-1-like. The transcript is spliced from 3 exons. The coding region runs from base 1 to 549 and encodes 182 amino acids. Lineage: Eukaryota; Metazoa; Arthropoda; Insecta; Coleoptera; Chrysomelidae. The record is from RefSeq and is a predicted model, not a curated record. Gene Ontology annotation, biological process: regulation of transcription by RNA polymerase II. Gene Ontology annotation, cellular component: transcription regulator complex; nucleus.
AUGCAGCUUCUACUUGCCGUUAAAUUCUUCACUAAACUUAUGUAUGACGAGAAAUUAAUCGAAUUGGUCAGAAAAUACCCGGUAAUUUAUAACACAGGACAUGCAAAAUAUCUGGACACCAAACAUACAUUGCGAAUCUGGAACAAAAUAGGAGAAGAAAUACAACAAACAGGUAGUAUUUGCAAAAGUAGAUGGCAGAAUAUACGCGAUCAAUUCAGGAAAAAUUUGGCAAAGAAAGUCACCAAAAGUGGACAAACUGCAGAAAAACGCAAAAGAUAUGAAUAUGAAGAUUGUCUGCAAUUCCUGAUUCCGUUUUUUGCCGAAAGAGAUACUCUAUCUAAUGUCACAUUGCCAAAUUCGGAAAGCACGGACGACAUACUACAUCAUGAGGUGACUGAAGAUGAAGGAAGUCAAUUACAUGCAACUCAACCAACUAGGGAUAAUAAUUUAGAUACAAUCAGUCAUACUGAAACAGAGGACCAUCCGCGCCUUGUUAUAAAAAGGCUAUCGGUUCCAACCAAAACAAAACUUCCCGAACAACAACUUUAA